Messenger RNA from Penicillium canariense, 654 nucleotides. RefSeq lists its product as uncharacterized. NCBI's taxonomy places the organism in Eukaryota, Fungi, Ascomycota, Eurotiomycetes, Eurotiales, Aspergillaceae. Gene Ontology annotation, biological process: endoplasmic reticulum to Golgi vesicle-mediated transport; protein retention in ER lumen. Gene Ontology annotation, molecular function: ER lumen protein retrieval receptor activity. The transcript is spliced from 6 exons. The record is from RefSeq and is a predicted model, not a curated record. Gene Ontology annotation, cellular component: cis-Golgi network; endoplasmic reticulum; membrane. Bases 1 to 654 code for a protein of 217 amino acids.
AUGAAUCUCUUCCGGCUACUAGCCGAUUUCUCCCAUCUGGCCUCGAUCUUCAUCCUUCUCCAGAAGAUGAAGUCAUCCAGCAGUUGUUCCGGGUUGUCCUUCAAGUCGCAAGCCCUUUAUCUCCUGGUCUUUGUCACACGCUAUCUAGAUCUGUUCUGGACCUUGACCGACUCGGUAUACCUGACCACGUUCAAGCUGCUUUUCAUCGGCUCCUCCGCCUAUAUCAUUCAUCUCAUGCUCAACGAUUACAAACCCACUCAUGAUCCCAAUAUCGAUACUUUCAAGGUCCAGUACCUGCUUGGAAUCAGCGUGAUUCUGGCAUUGCUUUUCCCACACGAUUAUCGACUCUCGGAGAUUCUCUGGACGUUCUCGAUUUGGUUGGAGUCGGUUGCGAUUCUGCCCCAACUGUUUAUGUUGCAACGAACCGGAGAGGCAGAGACCAUCACGACCCAUUACCUGUUUGCCCUCGGCCUCUAUCGGGCUCUCUAUAUCCCGAAUUGGAUCUAUCGAUACUUUACCGAGGCCUCCUUCCAGCGAUCUUUCCAGCCGGUCCCCAUCGUGGCAGGCAUCAUUCAGACUCUCCUCUACUCGGACUUCUUCUAUAUCUACUACAACAAGGUUCUGAAAGGCAAGAAGUUCUCGCUUCCCGUCUAA